AUGAGGAACUGCAUCCUCAAGGACAAGGCCGAGAAAAAUCGCCAGUCCUUCAUAGACUCUCUCGACAUUGAAGUAAUCUGUCGUGUCGCCUCAUCCUAUCAUGGAGGCGUUCCUUGCACGACUUUCGGUUCCCCCAAACAUGGUUCCUUCAAUGUCUGCGUCUUUGUUGAGUUUGAGACAUCUUCUCCAGAGAGAUGGGCUGUCCGGAUGCCCAUCCCGGCACGCGCUGCUUUGAUUGAUGAAAGAAUUGAAACUGAGCUGGCUACCAUGAAAUAUGUCGCGGUCAAGACAACUAUCCCCGUGCCACGUGUGCACGCCUACUCCUUCACCGAGGACAGUCCCAUCCAGACGGCAUUUAUUAUGAUGGACUAUGUUGAAGGGCACACUCUUAAGGACCUUGGCUUCAAGAAGGGGAAGAAGUGGCGUACCUACACCGGGCCAACCGAGGCAACAGCCAAGCUUCACGAGCAGCUGGCUGACGUCUAUGUCCAACUCCGCAAGCUUGAAUUCCCCGAGAUUGGCGCCCUUGGUCUCCCCGUCAUCGAGGGAAAGCCCUCGUACAAUUGCGACGCGGACGACAUCCAGAUACGCCACAGGCCAAUUUCGAUAGAGAUGAUGAUGCAGGAGCUUGAAGGGAUGGACCCCUGUACUAGGAUCAAGCCGCACAUGACUUUUUCGACAGCCAGAAGCUUCGUUGAUGCCUUAUUCUGGCUGGCAGAGAAUGAAUUCGACAGAUCUCCCGAUCCAGGGUUCGACAUCCGUGGGCAACGGAAUACCCUCUACGCCAGACAUCAUUUCCCCAAUCUUGUCCGCCAUGACUGGCUUGACUCGGCAGCCGAUAAUGGGCCAUUUGUGCUCACGCAUGGAGACCUCCUCAUGCAGAUGAGCAACCUGCUAUUUGAUAACGAGCUCAACCUUGUUGCCGUGCUGGAUUGGGAAUGGAGCUUCGCUGUCCCGGCCCAGAUGCUAGUCCCGCCUGUCUGGCUAAGCGGUGGCGACCCAAAAUGGAUGCUUCUCGGCACGAAUCUAUUCUAUAACGAAGUUGGCCGUCUCGUCACCGCUAUCCGAGACCGAGAGCAAGCGCUCCAGGUCCCUCCACGGCUCUCGCAGGCAUGGGCUAAAUCAGAAGCGUGGUGCCAUACCGCCAUAGUGGUUGCCCUUUUGUGCCCAGACCUGACCUACGACGUCUACUGGGACUUUGUAUUCUAUGAGACUGAAGAGCCGAGGCCGGAAGACCCCAAUUUUGAUUUUAGAGCCUUUUACAUGAGAGCCAUUCAUCCUCGCCUGACGGCCUUCAUGGAGACCCCAGAGCGCAAAGCUUUGCUCGCGCGCAAGGAGGAGGAGCAGAUGCGCUUUUUUCAGGAUGAGAAAGAGUACUUUAGAAAGCCGUUCGCAAGACAGAUAGCGGGAGAGGGUUUGUAA
This is a messenger RNA of Fusarium vanettenii 77-13-4, 1422 nucleotides long. RefSeq lists its product as uncharacterized. The transcript has 2 exons. The record is from RefSeq and is a predicted model, not a curated record. Lineage: Eukaryota; Fungi; Ascomycota; Sordariomycetes; Hypocreales; Nectriaceae. The coding region runs from base 1 to 1422 and encodes 473 amino acids.